CGCCCCCUUUUCUUCUCACUAUAACACGCACCACUCUCUAGCUACCUCGAUCACCACCUCUCUCUCUCUCAAGCAGCAAGCAAACCAAAUUAACUCCUCCAACCAAGAGACAUAGUACAGAGAGAUCGAGCUAUGAUGCAAAUCCUCUGCGAGUGUUGCAACAGCGACCACCGUUCUUCCUCCACUCCGAUGGCCACCACCACCUCCUCUUCCGCCUCCGAUCCCGCCGCCAUUUCGCCGACGCCCUCGCAGCAACAUGCCAGCAGCACGGUGAAGACAUUGGAUGACCGGCGGCCUGCUGGCACCAGCAGCAGCGCCGGCGAGACGGAACCGAAGGCGGCGGUUGAGCCGCAGGAGUACCCACGGCGACCCGGAGUGCCGGACUGCAGCUACUACGUGGAGUUCGGGAGCUGCAAGUUCGGGAUGCGCUGCCUGUACAACCACCCUGCGAAGCAUGCCGGCGGUUGCGACAAGCUGGAGCACCCGCAACGGCCCGGGGAGCACGACUGCCUCCACUACCUGAGGUUCGGGAGAUGCAAGUACGGGAUGAACUGCAGGUUCAACCACCCUCCCGACCGCCUGCCUCAGCAGCAAGUGUAUUUUCCUUGGAAAGCUUGCCACUGCCACCAUAGUGAAGGAAAAAGUGAAGCUGAGCAUGUAAAGCUGAACUUUCUUGGGCUUCCACUUCGUCCUGGGACUGGAUUGUGCUCAUACUACAUGAACCGCGGAAUCUGUAAAUUUGGCAGUAAUUGCAAGUUUCACCAUCCAAAUUCAGGCUCAGGUCAUGAGAAGUGGGAUGGCUCUCUCCAAACCAAUCAAAUAUCCUCGGGAGUGAACAUUUACUCGGUCCUUGACCAUGGAGAAUUAAAUGAGCAACCUGUUCCAUCUAAAGAUGAUUUUCAGCGUGGGAAUUCAUGUUUUCAGCCUGCUGAGCAAAUCCGUUACACAAGGGAUCAACUUCUCAAACUGCGCGAGACUGUUGAUGUACCUAAGGACAUCAUGAAACUUAUUCAAGAUAUUAAUGUAGAACUCCGUGCUGAAGAUGAAAGUCGGGCUCCAAAUGAAACAAAUUAUGUACCAACUCUGUCAUAUAAACGCUUUCAGGAGACUGACAGCCAUGACUGGCAUUCACGGUCUUUACAAACUCCAGUGGUUGCCGAGGAAGAGAAAUCUCAGGACGAUACUCGUGAAGCAAAAGAACCCUAUGCUUUAGGUUGGAAGCAAAAGGAGUUUAACAAGCAAGACCAAAAAAGCUUCCAGUCUGAUUCUAAAGCUCAGGCUGGCCCCACCUUGGCUCUUCAUAAGGCUGAAGACCCUUGGUCAAUCCAGAGAAGCACUGUCCCUGAGAAAUACAAAGUUCUUAAAACAGUAAAAGGUAUACUGAACUUAUUGACACCAGAGAAGUUCGAUAUUCUGAAGGACCAACUAAUAGAAGCAGGAAUCACUAGAACCGAUAUUUUGAAGGAUGUUAUUGAUCUUAUAUUAGAGAAGGCGGUUGCUGAACCAACUUUAUGUCCGAUGUAUGCCCAAUUUUGCUCUUAUCUAAAUGAAAAUAUCACAGCAUUCCCCCCAAAAGACACUCAUUGUGAACAAAUUACAUUCAAACAAGCACUAUCGGACAAAUGUCAACAAGCAUUUGAAAUUGCUCGCAAUGUUCGAGCCGACAUCUACAAAUUGACUGGACGAGAGCAAGAGAUGGAGCGACGGGAUAAAGAAAGGCUAGUGAAACAUCAAAUACUUGGAAAGAUUCGUCUUAUUCGUGAUCUGCUCAAGCAAAAAAUGGUCCCAGAUAAGAUAGUACAUCACAUUGCUCAGGCAGUGACGGAUUGUGAAAAUUUUCACUUUGAACCACUUGAGAAUGUUGAUUUGCUAAAUAUAAUCUUUGACGGCGUGCUGGAUUCGGUUUUACCAGGAACUGAAGCUAAUAAAGUUGUCAAUGCUAUUAUUGGUAUCGAGAAAUGUUCCAUUGCUUCAAAUGAUGCUGGGAUCAUUCAUAAGGAUGUUAAUAGGCGAAAUGAGGAGGCAAAAUUACAAAAAUCUUCUAAUGAUAUCCCGAAUAACUUGAUCGAUCCUCAGAAAAAUUAUGUGGUUUCAGCUUUUGGUCAUCCCAUUGAGAAUGAGAAGCAAACAAAUUCAGAAACAUCCGUGAGAAUCAGUGAAGUAGGAUGCGGUAUUUCUGAGAUCAUGGAGUUAAUUGUUAAUGCUGGUGCUGAGGAAGGCAGUGAUGAGCAUUUCAUUGCUACCCUAUUAUUUAUUAAACCUGAAUAUAGGGAAAUAUUUCUUACCCUCAAUAGCCCUCAAGGAAGACUUCGGUGGCUAAAAAGGAUGUGCAAAGUGAAGGAAUAAGUGUUGAAUCUCAGUUCCAUUGUGCCUAGCUAUUGUCUACUCCAAAAGGCGUGUAUCUAUUAAUGAGACCAUUGUGGUGUGCCAUGUAAUGCUACUUAAUUUUAUUAAUUUGCUCUUUUGUAUAUCAAGUAGUAGGUUUUAAACCCACGUUUGCGUUUGACUAUAUUUCAGUGAGUUCAGUUCUUAUGUGAUUAGUUACACGUACAGUGUAUCCUUAAUCUAUGUUUGCUAAACAUAGUGCUGCUCUUGUUAUGCACCGCAAUUGAACGUUGUGGCUUAAUCAAACAUUUUGUCGUGAUA
Messenger RNA from Oryza sativa Japonica Group (Japanese rice), 2646 nucleotides. RefSeq names its product zinc finger CCCH domain-containing protein 43-like. Lineage: Eukaryota; Viridiplantae; Streptophyta; Magnoliopsida; Poales; Poaceae. The record is from RefSeq and is a predicted model, not a curated record. Gene Ontology annotation, cellular component: eukaryotic translation initiation factor 4F complex. Gene Ontology annotation, molecular function: metal ion binding; translation initiation factor activity; protein binding.